Camellia sinensis is the source of this 778-nucleotide messenger RNA. The record is from RefSeq and is a predicted model, not a curated record. NCBI's taxonomy places the organism in Eukaryota, Viridiplantae, Streptophyta, Magnoliopsida, Ericales, Theaceae.
ACCCCAAACUAAGCCCAAGAAAGGCAAAGCUGCAUUGCCUCUCAAGAGUGACAGAAGAAGGUCUAAGAGAUUCUUGGAAAUUCAAAAAUUGAGGGAAAACAAGAAAGAGUAUGACUUAAAAACAGCAAUAUCAUUGCUCAAGCAAAUGGCAAGCACAAAGUUUGUCGAAACAGCUGAAGCUCAUUUCCGUCUCAACAUUGACCCAAAAUACAAUGAUCAACAGCUGAGGGCAACAGUGAAUUUACCCAAGGGAACUGGACUGACGGUUAGAGUGGCUGUUCUCACUCAAGGUUUGAUACAUUCAUUUAUCUGCUCUGCCCCAACUACUGCUAUCCUUGGGAAACCAAAAGAGCUUCUGAAGGAUGGUAUCAACUCUUUCAAUCAUUUUCUGCUGCGUCCGGUGAAGUAAAUGUUGCAUCUGAUUUAAAGAAAUGUGGCAUCUUGUUGAAGACCGAAAGAAGGUUUGAUGAAUCUAGAUAUGAAGUGGCUUGAUGAUACUGUAUUGUUGUUGUUUCCUUGGUUCUGGUCGUGCUGCUUCUUUUAUCAAACUCUAUUUGCUUUUGUGCACGUGUCACAUAUAAAAGCUCAAUCGUAAAUUGACUGGUUUUAUGCUGAUGCUACUGUUGUUGCUGCUUUGGCUUUCUAGCCUUUCUGUGCAGCUAUUGCUAUCUUCUCAUGGUCUGUAUGUUGUAUCUGUUGUACAUAUGUUCAUGUCAGAUGUAAACGAGGCCUAGAUUGCCUAAAUGGUAUUGUCCUCAUCUUUUGCUUGCUUAGAUGA